AUGUCGAGUUCUCAGCAGCAGUUCGCGUACCCCGUCUCGUCGCCAUACCCCGCAGCCCCAGCAGAGGCGUCUCAGUCAACACAAACUCCAGCGGCUGCAGCCGCCUCCUCCUCGUCGACACAGCCAGCACCAGCCACCCAAUCUCGCCAGGCCGCAGAGGAAGCGCGCAAAGACCGGACCCUCGCCGAGUUCAUGCUUAUGUUGGAUGACUACGAGCCCCUGAUACCCAACGAGGUGACCGAUUACUACCUCCAACGCGUCGGAUUUGAGUGCGAGGAUGUGCGAUUGAAACGCUUGCUCUCGCUUGCGGCGCAGAAGUUUGUGUCGGAUAUUGCUGCAGACGCGUACCAGCAUGCCCGUAUUCGCACCAAUGCCACUGGGGGUCGGGCACGCGUCAACCAGCCAUUGUCGGGUCCAGGUUCUGCAAAGGACAAAACACGGACGACCUUGACGAUGGACGAUCUCAGUGCGGCUUUGGCGGAAUAUGGCAUCAACUCUCGCAAACCUGAAUACUACAUCUAA
Molecule: messenger RNA, 522 nt
Organism: Cyclocybe aegerita
Lineage: Eukaryota; Fungi; Basidiomycota; Agaricomycetes; Agaricales; Hemipholiotaceae
Source: the annotation of a GenBank genome assembly